AUGGGUUCUCUUCCAAAACUGGCACUCGUGAUUGUUGGAUUCUUUGGAUGGUGCAUCGUUACUAGAAGUGUUCCUGAUACAAACGUGACAACUGUUCUCUGCAACUCCGGGACGUACUCGAAGGGUGACCCUUUUGGUAUUAGUCUAGAUUAUGUUCUUGCAGAGAUUGAGUCUGUCACCCCAACAAACAAGAACUAUGACUACUACAACAUCUCUCCUUAUCCUAAUGCUUUUGCCUAUGGCCAUGCUGCUUGUAAUCAGAACCUCACAAGCUCGGACUGCACAACAUGUCUUGGUGCUGCUAAAACAGCCAUGUUUGCAACUUGUCAAAGCCGAAUAGGGGCUCGUUCGGUGCUCCAUGAUUUGGCACCCACUGCUGUUCAAUCAGAGGAGCUCGAGAUUAAAGGGGAGCAAGCGAAUGGAUAG
Molecule: messenger RNA, 426 nt
Organism: Dovyalis caffra
Lineage: Eukaryota; Viridiplantae; Streptophyta; Magnoliopsida; Malpighiales; Salicaceae
Source: the annotation of a GenBank genome assembly